Dacryopinax primogenitus is the source of this 1434-nucleotide messenger RNA. RefSeq lists its product as uncharacterized. The transcript has 6 exons. Bases 1 to 1434 code for a protein of 477 amino acids. Lineage: Eukaryota; Fungi; Basidiomycota; Dacrymycetes; Dacrymycetales; Dacrymycetaceae. The record is from RefSeq and is a predicted model, not a curated record.
AUGACAACCCGCACAUCCCAGCCUGCGACAUACGGGCUACUGCAAACGGGCGACAAACAUGGACAGGUUGUUGUAGAAGAUGUGGCUCUGACAGAUUCUCCGACUGUGGGCUCUCCGACGGCUAUCCACCCACUCCCUCCCCCUAAACAGCUUAUUCUCUGCUUUGACGGCACCAGCGAUCUCUUUGACUCGGCCAACACGAAUGUUGUGCGGCUUGUGUCCUAUCCAAAGAAGGAUGACUCAAUGCACCAACAAGUGUAUUACCAGGCAGGCAUCGGGACAUAUAUCAAAUCAGGCUGGAUGAUGCCGUUCAUGGUACACCUCGCGAAGGUAUUCGAUAUGGCCGUUGCGUGGGAUAUCUGCAACCAUAUCAUGGGUGGGUACACAUUUCUGAUGCAGAACUAUGCGCUAGGUGACAAGAUCUCUAUCUUUGGCUUCUCACGUGGAGCGUAUACUGCUCGAGCUCUUGCCGGUUUGCUGGAGAAUAGGGAGGGCUGGAAUAUGAGCGAUGGAUUCAAGCACACAUUUUGCAAUGAGGUUGAGGUGGAUUUUCUUGGUGUAUGGGACACUGUCGCUAGCGUGGGCUUGUUUCGCAGCAAGGAUCUCCCAUUUACAGCCAGCGAUCAUCACAUACGUGUUUUCCGACAUGCCAUUUCGCUGGACGAGCGUCGCUGCAGGUUGAAGGCGAAUCAAUGGCAGGAACCUUACGCCCCACCGAAUUCGAACGCCCCAGACGAACCUGGCACCUUACACCCACAUUCGCGGACUCGCCGCACGAAGAGGUCAACCAGUCCGUGUCCGUACGGCACCUUGCCUCCUGGUCAAAGCCUUGCUGGGAGUGUUGACAUUGGCGGAGGUAGUUGGAGCACGGAUGUCUCAGAUGUAUGGUUCGCAGGCGGACACGGCGACGUUGGUGGCGGAUGCGCGAAGAACGUCGAUCUUUGUGCGGCAUCCCGCAUCCCCCUUGCUUGGAUGGUGCGCGAGAUCGUCCUCUCUAACACCGGCAUCACCUUCGACGAAGCGGCCCUAUCCCUGGACGGCAUUUCUCUUCCUUCUCCGGAAUUCGGUCCUUCCAUCCUGGUCAAGAACCCGGACGGGGAGCUGAACACCCGCCGGGUGCUGGCAGAAGAGAACUGGGUGGAGAACCUUGACAAACGCUACGCGGAGGAUAUCAAUGCACCUGUCGGUGAUCAGCUUAAGCAGGCGUUCUACUGGUGGAUGCUCGAAAUGCUGCCGUUUACCUACCGUGUACCCAAAUCAAAGAAGGGGCCCGGCAACUGGAAACUGUCACCCAGAUUGACCCAAUUUGGUUCGCCUCGCACACUGCAAGGAGAGAAGAUCAGGAUGCAUGUCUCGGUGCAGUCACGCAUGAAGAAUAGCGACUACUCACCGAAAGUCAAAUAUGGCAACGCCCAAAUUGAGUGGGUCCACUGA